AAUAUUCAUUAAAACGCCGGCGGCAAAUGCAAAAUUGUCAACUUUUGCAUAAACAAACAUCAUGAUUUCAAUGUCAUUGAAGAUGUGUAUGGGUUGUCCGGACUGUUGACUGGCAUGCAUUUGUUGAAAUUCCCCAACUGGGUCGCUCUUAUCUUUCUUGGUAUUGCUUUCUUGUGCUUCUACAGAAACCCAUAUUCUCGUCCUUCUUUGAGUAUGGCUGAAGAUUCUUCCAAAUCCAUAUACGAUUUUACGGUCAAGGAUAUCCGUGGAAAUGAUGUUAGUCUGAGUGAAUACAGUGGGAAGGUUCUCCUGAUUGUCAACGUUGCUUCAAAAUGUGGUUUAACUCAAACAAACUACAAGGAAUUGAAUGUUUUGCAUGAAAAGUACAAAAGUCAAGAGUUUGAGAUCUUGGCAUUUCCUUGCAAUCAGUUUGCAGGACAAGAACCAGGAAACAGUGAAAAAAUUCAGGAAGUUGUGUGCACAAUGUUUAAAGCUGAAUUCCCAAUUUUCGAGAAGAUUGAGGUGAAUGGGAAGAAUGCAGCACCCAUUUACAAGUUCCUCAAAUCACAGAAAGGGGGAAUAUUUGGAGAUGGCAUAAAAUGGAACUUCACAAAGUUUCUAGUGAACAAAGAAGGAAAGGUUGUGGAGAGAUAUGCACCAACCACAUCACCUCUUAAAAUUGAGAAAGACAUCCAGAAUCUAUUGGAAUCAUCUUAAUUACCAAGGACAUGCAUAUCGACUCUCAGAUGUCCUUGGAGUACGUGGGUCAGAGGACUGCAACAUACUUGUGUGAAGUUAAAUAAUAUUGAAAGUCUUUCUUAAUGUAAUCUUCUUCAUGGUGUUUUUCUGCUUGUGGUUUAAUUGUUUAGAAUAAUAAACACACAAAGAAUAGAUAAUUUUAUUUGUUCAGAAUGGAUGAGACCUUCAUAUUCUUCUAAAAAAUCUCCAAACUUAAAUCUAGGAAGAUUUUGUUUUUUCAUAAUGUGAAAUAAUUCAUGCUUACUUCCAUAUUUUUCAGGAAA
Messenger RNA from Alnus glutinosa, 1022 nucleotides. Its product is annotated as probable glutathione peroxidase 2. Gene Ontology annotation, molecular function: glutathione peroxidase activity. Lineage: Eukaryota; Viridiplantae; Streptophyta; Magnoliopsida; Fagales; Betulaceae. Gene Ontology annotation, cellular component: cytosol. The transcript has 7 exons. Bases 115 to 717 code for a protein of 200 amino acids. Gene Ontology annotation, biological process: response to oxidative stress. The record is from RefSeq and is a predicted model, not a curated record.